Scomber japonicus (chub mackerel) is the source of this 1521-nucleotide messenger RNA. RefSeq names its product meiosis-specific nuclear structural 1 (gene mns1). The coding region runs from base 1 to 1521 and encodes 506 amino acids. The record is from RefSeq and is a predicted model, not a curated record. NCBI's taxonomy places the organism in Eukaryota, Metazoa, Chordata, Actinopteri, Scombriformes, Scombridae. The transcript is spliced from 10 exons. Gene Ontology annotation, biological process: cilium organization. Gene Ontology annotation, cellular component: motile cilium.
AUGUGCCCCAUUGACCCCUACAAUCUGAAGAUUCCUUCAGGUCACUCCCAGAGUCGUAACUGGGCCAGGCUAAUAUGUGAACGGCAGAGCCGGGAGCAGCACCGACAGGAGGAGGCCCGGCGGGUGGACAGAGAGAGGCAGCAGCAGGCCGGCCUGAGAGACGAGGACAGCUUUGAGAGGAAGAGACACCAGAGACAGCUUCAACAGGAGCACAAGGAGAGGCAAAUGGAGAGCGCUCUGAUGAAGGCAGAGGAGGAGAGAACAAACAGAGAGAAGCAACUUGAGCAGGAGGAGAGACUGGCUAAAGCGCUGGCCCGCAUCAACUGUGAGAAGCAAAGAGAUGAAAAAAUUAGGCAGUAUAUUAAAGCCAACAGCAUGGAGCUUCGAGAAUUGGAGGCGAAGCUGAAGUCUGCGUAUCUGAACAAGGAAAGAGCUGCACAGAUUGCGGAGCACGAAGCUAUGAGGUUUGAGACAAUGCGUGAGGAGGCAGACUUCAGCCGCAAGAUGAAGCGUGAUCAUGAGCGAGCGACCAUUGAGCAGCAGAAGCUGGAGCAGAGACGCCAUGAGGAGCUCCUGGAGCACCAGAGAGCGCUGGAGCAGCAGCUCAUGGAGAGGGAGCGCAAGAGACAAGAGGCGUACGAGGAGUUCCUCAAGGAGAAGCUGAUGGUCGACGAGAUUGUCAGGAAGAUUUACGAGGAGGAUCAGAUGGAGAGACAGCUGAAAAUGGAGAAGGUCCGAGCCACUCAGCAGCACAUUGAAGAGUUCAAGGAGCAGCGGGCCGAGUGGAGACGCAUGGAGCAAGAAAAGAUCGAGGCUGAGAACAGACGCAUCAUGGAGUUUGCGAGCCGUCAGCAGGAGAAGGAGGAGAACAGGAUGGCUAAGAUGCAAGAGAGAGAGGAAGCGAAGGAGUACCUCCAUAAAAUACUUUCUGAGAAGAUUGGAGAGGAGAAGCGGCAACGGGAAGAGAUGGAGAAAAUCCGUGAGGAACUUUGUCUCGAGGAACAAGAAGAGGCUAACAGGCAGAGAGAUAUUGAAGAGAUGGAGAAGAAAAUCAGACAGAGGCUGAUGAUGCAGCAGACCUGCCAGGAGCAAAUGGCUUUCAAAGAGAUGCAGAAGCAGGCGGAGAAAGAGGAAGAGGAGGCUUUCCGCAAAAUUAUGAUGGAUAAGUUUGCUGAGGACGAUCGGAUAGAGCAGAUGAACGCCCAGAAACGACGCAUGAAGCAGCUCGAGCAUAAACGCGCCGUGCAGAAACUGAUAGAGGACAGAAGACGGCAGCAUGAGGCCGACCUGGAGCUGGAGGCCAAAGAAAGGGCGAUUGAGCAGGAGAGGGAGAAUCUGCGUAGAAAGAUAAUUGAGGAAGAGAGGCAGCGACUUCUUAAAAAUCACGCAACAAAACUUCUUGGAUAUUUACCAAAGGGCUUGCUUCGUGAAGAUGAUCUGGAGCACUUUGACGAGGAUUUCAGAAAACACUUCAAGGCACGUCAGGCUGAUCUCUUUGAAGACGGCUGGGAAGGAGAAUAA